AUGCAAUUAUAUCCAAAUUAUUCACCUUAUUAUGAAUAUACUUUAAAAAUUAAGGAUGCUUCUAAUCCAAGAAAACCGGGUUCAGUUGUAUUGUCAACACCAAGUCAUUUAUUUGAAGAUUAUCAAUUAAAAAUAGCUUAUAGAAAAUAUAAAACAACAAAAAGUAUUCCAACUGAAGCUAAACGUAUUAAUUUUAUUUUUUUACAUGGUAAUGGUAUGAAUAAAUCAAUUUGGCAUUAUCAUAUUGAUAAAUUAUUUACACAAUAUGAAUUAAAUUUUCCAGAUUUAUAUAUCGAUACAAUUAUAGCACCAGAUCAUGUUAAUAUGGGAGAUUCAUGUUUUAUUAAUAAAGAUAAAUUAGGACAUAUUUGUGAUUGGGAAGAUUUAGCAAAGGAUUAUAUAAUGAUUUGUAAAAUUCAUGAAAGGGAAACUUUUCUUCAUCCAAAUUCGUUCAAUGUUAUUGUUUCACACUCAAUGAGUGGUUAUAUAGCAUUAAAUAUAACCAAUUUUGAACCAAAUUUAUUUCAAUCAUCAAUUUUGAUUAAUCCAAUAGUUAUUUCAAACUCAACAGUUGAUAAAAGUUUAACUAAUUAUCUACAAGAUUGGUAUAAUCAAGGUUAUAUAAAAUAUAAUUUUGAUAAUAUACCACCAAACCAGAAUUGGUAUGAAUUAAUUUAUCAACAUUAUACCAAUAAAUCAUUUUAUAAAUAUUUUGAGCCCAUAAUUUUAAGAAAUAUGAUUGAAGAUGAAAUACCAAACAAUUACCAAAGAUCACAUUAUUAUAAUGAAGUUGAUUUAAAACAUAAUGGAUUGUAUGAUUUUGUAAAUUAUAGUUAUUCAAUUAAUAACCCAUCAUUUGAUUAUGAUAAAAUAAAAGUUCCAACUAAAAUAAUCUGUGGUGAUAAAGAUUUAAAUUCAAAUAUGAUAGUUCCUGAAAUUAAGAAACAAUUAGCAUUUGCUAAGACAUUGACAAUUUUAAAAAAUCAAUAUCAUAAUAUGCAUGCCCAAUCACCAGAUUUAAUAAUUAGUUCAAUUAAUAAAUUUGUAGUGGAAACUUUUAACAGCUACCAAAGGGAAAAUGAUAAAGAGUAUUAUGAAAAAUAUGGUAAGGACUAUAAACAAAUAUUGAUGAAGAAGAAACUAAGUGAAUUUUUAAAUAAUGAUAAAAUUCCAACCAAAUUGUAA
Messenger RNA from Insectozyma verbasci, 1185 nucleotides. The record is from the annotation of a GenBank genome assembly. Lineage: Eukaryota; Fungi; Ascomycota; Pichiomycetes; Serinales; Debaryomycetaceae.